This is a messenger RNA of Mizuhopecten yessoensis (Yesso scallop), 10162 nucleotides long. RefSeq lists its product as uncharacterized. Gene Ontology annotation, biological process: positive regulation of protein tyrosine kinase activity; neuromuscular junction development. Bases 81 to 4871 code for a protein of 1596 amino acids. NCBI's taxonomy places the organism in Eukaryota, Metazoa, Mollusca, Bivalvia, Pectinida, Pectinidae. The record is from RefSeq and is a predicted model, not a curated record. Gene Ontology annotation, molecular function: protein kinase binding. The transcript is spliced from 8 exons.
UGCAAGUUUGUACCCUCCCUUAUUAAUUGACCAAUCAGAAUGCACUACUUCAUUCAGUGCUUCAAAAACAUGGGAUCAAGAUGGCUGACGUGAACUCUGUUGUGGAGGAAAACGUGAAGUUUAGAGAUGGGAAAAAGUGGAAGGCCCGAUGGUGUGUACUGAAGAAACCCUCUCCGGUGGCAGAUCGUAUGCAGGUAUUGCUGUUCAAAUGUGUGAAGGAUGCUUUAAAGGGAGAGAAUGCCAAGCAUGACUUCUACCUGGAGGACUUCUAUGGCCUGGAGACCGGCUUCAGCCAGGACAAGGAGAACAAUGUCCUCGCUAUCGUCUGUCAGAAACAAAUCACAACCUUCGCAUUUGAGAACAGAGAGACACUCAUCAAAUUUGAGGUCAAAAUCAGAACAGCCAUUGGAGAAGAGAACCAGUUCCCAUUACAUGUACACCUCAAAAGAGUGCCUCCCCAGAGCAAGUUGCCAUUGGAGAAGAUGCGGAUGCACAUCCACGGACCUAAGUUCUGUCUCACUCAGCACAGUCCUCCAAAAAUGUUGGCCUCCUGGGUCAUCUCAGAUCUUCGCAAGUUUGGGAAACUUGAGGGAAAGUUUGUGUUUGAGGGUGGAUCUAGAUGUGGAAAAGGAGCUGGGGUACACGUUCUACAGAGUGACCAGGUAGAUGACUUAGAAGAGAUUUUCCAAUUAGCCAGCCAGGGCAAAACAGUCAGUGGUCGAAAAUCAAACAAACGCAGGUCUCAGAACUGUGACUAUCUGGACCCUGUGACCAAGUCUUUGAGCGGGAAUCUAUACAAGAACAGUGUACCCUCCUCGCCGAACUCCUACGACAGCAGAGGCUGGCGACACUCCUUCAGCACAUCAAAUUCUGGCUGGACCAACAACUCCAAUUUUGGCUACGCUGCCAACUAUAACUUUAAUAGCCAGCUGAGGAGUAUAGAAAACCUAGAGCGGGAGAAACUAAUGGCCCUGUAUGACGUGCCACCCAGACAUAUACGCAAGGUAGAGAACCCUAAAUCACCCAAACACGAGCACGAGGACUCAUUACAGCAUUCUCCUCACAUGUGUGAUGAUGGACAUAACCUGGAUCACUCGUCCUCCAGUCUGAGUCUGGCCAGCUGUGAGUCGUCCCCGACUUACCUGGGGUGUAAGGCCAGCGUGUCUGCCAGUGCUCCUGCUCUCUGUGGUUAUGGAGCCUACUCUCCAUUCAAUGACAAAUACAAGAGUAUCAGCUGUUCAGUUCCAAACCACAUUGACGAGUUAGAGGAACUGGACCGUGAGGAAGCACUGGAGUGUCUCCAGAGGGAAGAGAGGGGCCUACAACAGGAAAUCUCGUUACUCGACGAAAUGCUACAGGGUUGUCAGUAUGAUGAUCCCAGGAGAGGAAGGAACAGGAGGGACAGAAAUAAACCACCGCCUGUUCCUGGAAAGAUCUACAAGUCUUCCCGACGACCAGAAAAUGUACCUACCACAUUUAAUCAUGGUGCAUUUUAUCAAGGGCCCACUUUACUCAGUCCAAAUCUUGUUUCAAAACUUAAGAGGAUACCAUCAAAUUCAAAACUGUCAGCUCCUCUCCCUUAUGUGAACUUGGAGAAGUACGAUAUUGGCGAUGUUGACAAUAGUCAUGUUCAUGUUUCCUCAUCAUGUGCUGACAGUGGUACAUGGAGUGCUCCUUGUGUUCCUUCCGGGAAAAAACAUUGCACAAGACGAUCAGGUCCAAAUAAAGAAAACUUUAAGAGUUCUCCAAGGCAACUUAGAAAUAAUGUUCACUGCCUUAGAGGUAAGAGUUCUUCAGAAUCUGAACUGUCAUGUAGAUCUGUCUCAAGUGGAACUAAGGAGGAAAAUAUCUAUGCAAAUGAUUUCCCAAGAAGGGAGCCAUCUCCACCCCCACCUGCACUGCCACCAAAAGGACCAGGGCUUCUCAAAAAUGGUCAAAGUCGUAUUGAAAAAGACCAAGCCCCACCAGUUCCUCCACACCGACCUCGUAAACUGCCUCAAGGGAUGACCGACCCAGCAUCCCUGUACAAGUAUCCUAAGAAAAAUGGACAACAAAGCAAAUGUGAAGUGACCACAGAGCCUUCAGAUUCGUACCUUCUGAUGGGUGGGUUUGAGAAAGAGGAGAAACAGCCUACACAGGAUAGAGACCUUGAAACUGGUUUUGGCCGGGAAGUAGUUCAGCUUCCAACAAGGAAGGUUGUCAACAAAUCUGACAGACAGCAGCAGAACACAGUCUCACAACAAGGGGCUUAUAUGGAAAUGGGAUCCCUGUUUGAAAAUGAGAAUGAAUUCAAGGCAAGACAGGGUGGGUCGGCAAGUACUGAUGUGAGGCCUCAGUACAGCCGGUCGUAUAGUGCUUCAGAUGUACUGGAUAAUGACCAACAAAAUUCUACAAAUUUAAACCAGUCCUUUAAUACAUCCUCCAACACAUCUCUCAUCAGGGAGGAAAAUUAUCUCUUGAUGACUAACUUCAAAACUCAAAAGAGAAGUGAUUCUGUUGAAUUGGCACAACGUCGACCUCAUCAGUCCAUUGAUUUAACAGCUGAUGGGAGCACGCUAAAUCUAACAAAGAACAUUGCUGAUACAUCAUUCAGCAGUGACACCUCAGAUAUCGAUAAUACAGCAAUACCUUUCCCUAAUCUGAUGAACUUUCAACAACACACAGUCACAACUACCAGUACCAAGCCGUCUAGGAAUUCCACCUGUGGGCCUCCCAACAAUACCACCAGUAGUGUUCAGACAGACAAAGUAAAUGAAGGGUCAAGUCGGAACCCUGGCUUCCUCACUCGUCUCAUCAGGAGAAACUCCGGCAACAGGAAAAGUAUGUCUCAGAGCCAGGAAAAUCUCCUGGCCUCCAGUUCCAGUGAAAGCUGCCUGGAGCGCACUGCGUACCAGUCAUCGAAAGAGCCGGUACAAUUGCGCCGGGUUCUGUCACAGUCCAGUGACUCUUCCUCAUCAUCCUGUGGCCAUCACCACAGUCCCACACUGCCACUCAGCGACCAUCGCAGGUCAUCAAGCUUUCCUAAUCGUGCAAGUUUCUUGGAACAAAAGCCUGCUAAUAAUGACAAAGUGCGAGGACUCCAUCAGGGAAUGCAAGGCAAUUAUUUUUCUGCUUUAUCACUUGACGAUGAAAUGCAACUUCUCGAGUGUGAUAAUGAGUUUACUGGAUCAGACUCCAGUUCACUGAAUGACAUUAGCAAGGGUGGCCGGUCUCAAUCUGGUUACAGGGGUCCAUGUGAAAGCACAGGAAGUGAAAACGGGGAUGAUGAUUGUGAAAGUUUGUCAGAUAAACAAGCCCAGAAACUGCUACUCUACUCCAGGCACAAAAAGUAUAAGCCACAUGACUCCAUGGUUUUUACAGCACUACAGUCAGAUCCUCUUAAAAUAUUAGAGUCUACUGGGUCAGAGAGUAGCAAUAGCAGUAAAACUGAUGAUGAAAAAUUAAUAGAACUCUUUAAACAUGGAUCAAAAACGUCAUCAUUUGACGAUCAGCAUUUGUACAAAGUGAAAAGUCGAUGUACAAGUGAGUACAAAAAAAGGCGAAGUUUACCAACUGAUGGAAGCAAAGCUCUGUCCCCAAAGGAGGAAGCUUUGGCUAUUGUAAAACAUGUGUCGUCUCUGCCACCUUUUGUCCCUCCUAAGUUAAAACAUUACCCCUGUCCCCUGUCUCCUGUACCAGAAAGUGUUCCCAUGGUGUGUAAUAGCGAGAACCCUCUCCCCAGUCAUGGGUCUGUAUUGACUAGUGCAUCUGACACACCGAAGCGAAGCAGUGUGGAUCCAGUGUUUCAAAAGGAGCUAGCUAGAGCUACACUAAGGAUACAACCUCCACCCCCUCUUAUUGAAGAGGAUGAAAAUGUAUGGGUCCAGAGGGACUCCACCAACUCACAAGAAGUGAAGCCUGAGUCUGCCGCGGUGGAGGAUAAAUUCCUGGCCCUAGUUGUGGAGGUGGAAGAGGAGUGUGAUCAGGAUGACACGAUAUCCAUGUCAUCACUCGACAGCAGUCUACCCAGCUGUGAUGAAGGUGGCAUCCGUACUAGUCCAGCCUCAACUCUGCUACGACCUCGUUCAGGGAAGGAGUACAAAAUGGUAGAGCGUCGUCGUCCACUUAAUGACAGUCUAAGCUCAAGUCCUGCCCAGACGCCUCAGUCUCCAUCAGGGGACACUGUGUUCACAUUUGAGUCAUGUUCACAGUCUCAGACAAGUGUUUAUAGCCGGGAACGAGAGUCCCCGAAUGUACCAAAAUUUACUCGCACCGAUAGCUCAGUGUCAAGCCGUAUUCACGAGAGGUUCAGUCCUCCCAGGACUUAUAUGAACAUCGACAUGACUCCUCCAUCGUCACCACUUUAUUCUAUGUCAAUGCCCCCAGAACUAAUCGAACCUCAACUCAAUUAUGCGGAAAUCGAUCUUUCUCAUUCGUCUAAUACCAGGGCUUCUAAAAAAUCUCGUAAAGCUUCUCAGAAAUCGUUAAAAUCUAAUACUAUUGAAUAUGCACUGAUUGACAUGGAAGCUACAGUAGCUAUACAGAGGGCAGGACGUGAACACAUGCAAUCUCGGGAAGACAGUCUGCGUAGAUCAGAUAAAAAAUUGUCACUGAGUAACAAGGAACAUAAGCCAUCUCUGAGUGAGUUCGGACAUUCAGAUAUUGGUUCUAUAGAUAAUAAGGACAACUUGGAUAGGGGCCAAAAGGAGUCUUCGGACAGGAGUGCAAGGGAAUCGCCUGAGAGGAGUGUGAGGGCAUCACCGGAGAGGAGGGACACACUCUCUUCCCCAGAGGGUCCUCCAUGUAGGUCGUCUCCCCUCCCAGAGGACACACCCCUUCCAGAGAGGAGGUCUAGCUUCACAUCUUCUUCAUCCUCCGAUGAGGAGGAAUGAGAUGGAAAGUGAUGAUUUAAAAUAAAAACAAUGGAGGAAGAGCAGUUAUUCACUAAUCUACACUGUAGAAUUACACCAGGAUGUGUUUGGUGCCAAAUCUGUAACGUUGUGAACCGGUUAUUUUUUUUUAGUUUUUGUGACAUGAAGCCUCACAGAAUGAAGGCAUAUAUUAAAUUGGGAUUGAUUUCCUUAAUGUGUAGUAUGUAUAGUAUAUUAGAUAUUUUAUUAAAGUAUAUGAAUAUGUAUUUAUUCAAAUGCUGAGUGCUAAGAGAUACAAUUUUAAACACGAUAUAUAGAUUGUAAUAUAUUCAAAAAGCAAACUCAAAAUCAUUUUGUCUUGUACGUAGUUAAAAUACAAAUAUAUGAGAAAUGUAUCAAAAUUGCAGGGUCACAAAUAUUGUUCUGUCUCUUCAAAAGUAUGCUUUGCUGUGCCAAGUUCUAUUUCCUACAUGUAGAUAUAUAAAUAUACUAUAUCCAGACUUUUCACAUCAGAAUUUUGAGAUAAAUAAUUUCAAAAUUAGAUUAUUUAAAAAAGGUGAUUAAGGAUUUUGUCCCCUUUGUUUAUAUUUUGAUUCUAGAUAAUUAAAGGAAAGAAUUGAGAGUGUAGCCUAUUAGUCCUGCAACCUCAUCCUUUGCUGCAGUGGUUUGAUUCUGCAAUGGUUGGAAUGCUUAGACUAAUUUGAACAGGAAAGGAAACAUUUCCCCCAAAACACAAUUGAAAAGUGCGGCUGGAGUAAUGGGACUCGCCUUUUAUAAGCCAGAAAUUAGCUUUAAUAAAGCUUAUUUCAUUAUCAAGGAUAAUUACAGAUAUAUGUGAAAUACAAGCACUCAGAAAAAAUAAAUGAAAUUCACUUGAAUUAAUUUAUCUCCUCCAAAUUCAACCCAAAGUUACAUGUAGGAAUAUACCAUACUUUAUAUCAUAGUGCUUGGAUCCAAUUCGAGGAUUGCGGCAUGUCUAUUAUAACUCUGUUGUGAUGUUUGUUUAUAAUGUUGUCGAUCAAUAAUUGCAAGUCUUCCUCCUUUACAUACAUAUUUGAAUUGGAAACAAUCUCAAAAAGUCAAAAUUUAAAAGUACAUUAUUUGUUAUUUUUGUACCAGUUAAAUAAGAGUGUUUAGAUCUAAAGAACAGCUUGGUCAAGGAAAGAAAGUACCUGUUACAGUUUUCAGCUUAUAUAUAUCUUGUACUGUUGUGUUUAAAACUUCUAUUACCUGGUUUUUGCUGUAGAUUUAAUUUGAUCUGCUUGUGGAUUUUUUAAUGCAUUGUUAACUCAAUUCCAACCUUUGAAUUGAAAGAGUUCAAAUUUGUCUUCAGAGGUGAACGAGUCAAAUUCCUAGAGAAAAUUAUCAUUCUGGGCUAUAGAACUAAAAUGAUUGGAUAAUUAAUGUAGACAGCAUUUGAUUUUUCACAAAUAUUUAAUAUGUUGUGAUCACCUACAAAAAUGUUAAUGCUGCAAAAUUGAACAACUAUACAGUAACCAGUGUAUCCAUUAUAAACAUUGUUGGCAGUUUGAUUGAAGUUCACUGGUGAUGGAGAUUAAUGUUUAGAUGUAUUAUAGACAAGCAACAUAGGGCGAAAUUCCAAUUAUCUUCUCAUUGUAACUAGAAGUAAGCACUGGUUGUUUUUGCUGAAGUUCAUAUUGUUGUUGUAAACAGGGCAAUAAUUCUUAAAAAUAACUGUCAAGAUUAAUGCCAGUAACAUUUUAUCUACAUCCUGUGACAAAAUGUCUACAAGCUGAUCAGUUUUUAUUUUCAUAUUUGUGUAACAUGUAAUUUGUGGGAGCAUUUUGGUAGCUAUUACAUCUGUAUAUGUCAUGAUAUGUCUGCACUUGUAAUGAUAUCCUUUCUACACCUCCUUUUAAGAGGAAAAGACUUAAUUGGAGAUCAAGAAUAAAACUCAGUCAUGGUUAAAGUCGACAUUGUGACCUUAAACAAAACAACCUAGAGUUAUAUUCAACUGACUUAGGGCAAGUUUAUUCUGAAUUUGGAACAUUAAAUAGGUAUCCCAUUGGCAUUCCUCAAAAAUGGUGUUAAUUUACCUGAUAUGUUUUUAGGACAUGUUGCAUACAGGAAUGUAAGUUUGCAUUCAAAUGUGAAGAUGUUAUCAAAAUAUUUACUCUACUAGAGUUAUAUAUAAGAUACACAAGAACAAACAUGAAUUGCAGUAGCACUUUCUACAAGUUUUGUUGUACUAGCUUCUGAUCAAAAUAAUUCAAGAACUGUCUAUUGAAAUAGUAGGAUUUCAUAAACACGGUUUAGUGAAGAACCUUACUUGUCAUGAAAAUUCCAAACUCAAACCUUUGUACUUGUAAUGGUAAAGUUCAACUGACUGCUAGGCUAAAGGUUCCAAAACUUUUAUUGGGAAUAUCAGAAGAAGGCAAAGGAUCAGGACUUCUACAGCUGGUGUGUAUUGAUCAUGUUACAGGACUUCUACAGCUAGUGUGUAUUGAUCAUGUUACAGGAAUGAGGAAUGCUUGAUACAAUGCAUUUGGAUCUAGUUAAACUGUCAAAAUGAAAUCAACAUCUUAGAUAGUAAUGUGUUAUGUUGUUGGUGUCAAGGUAUGGAGUUCAAUUCAUAAAAAACCUGGAAAUGUUUUAUACAUCAGUGACAAACAUUUUAUACAAGCUGCAAACAAUGUUGAUGGACAGAUGCAUUUCUGUCAGUUGUAUGAUGUUUCGAAAAAAUUGCAAUUUUUUUUUUUUUUCAAAAUGACCAAAGUUUAAAUUUUUGGUAUAUGUGUGAUAAGAAAUAUUUUUCUGUGACCAAAAAAUUGUAUAAUGAACAAGUUUUUUAAAUGAUUUUAUAUUGACUUUUAUGAAAUUUCUUACUUUUUAUAUUUUAUCAAUUUACCUGUAGGUUAUUGUAUUUACAUUUGUGGGUGUCUAUUUACGUUACUAUGUAUGCUAUAACUGUUAUUGGCUCGAAGCAUUAUUGAAAUUAGCAGCAAAUUGUCCAAAAAAGUUAAUGCAGGUCUUUACCCAAUAUUUUCUUUUAGUUUUAUAGAAGUACCAAAACUUUUCUUCUGGGUGCAUUUACCUUUUUGAAUAUGUGUACACCGUACAAUGUACAUGUAGCACUGUACCAUAAAUAUUCUGUUUAGAUUUCAUAGAGUGCAAGUUAAAAAGCACUGGGAGAACUCAAUCUUGGUAUAUCUAAUAAUACCAAAACUUGAAACAUUACCAGACAUUAUUGAUAUUGGAUGUGCCAAGAAUGAGGAAUCAUUUUCAUAUUGUGUACAAUACAGAGUAUACAGUAGAUGGUGUGCCUGCCUGGUCACAUAUUUCUCCUAAAUCUGAUGAAAUACACCAGACAGCUUCUAUAGAAUCAAGGUCUUUACCAUCCAUAGUUGUUGAUGUCGUGAUCAUCUUGUGUAAAAAACUUAUGGUGUCCAUUUUUUAUCAGCAUUCUUUUUAUUGGCAGAUCUCCCAGCAGGCUACAGCAAGCAGCCAGUCAACCCAUGUGUAUAAAACCACAUGGCAAUGAUUUAUAUAAUAUCGAUAUACUUAUACUGAAACUUGAUGCAUGUGAUUCAUGAUGAUAUACACAUACUUUGCAUGUCUGUGAAAAUCAAUGUGCUUUAUUUAAUACUAUGUGCUGUCUCUUUAUUGAUUUCUCUGCAAAAUACAUUUAAAUGAUGUUAUUUAUGUUUCAAUACUGUUAUGAAUGUAUGAACUGUAUGCAAAAACUCACAAUUAAGUGGAAAGAAACAAAAACUUAGGAAUCUUUGUUUGGGAUAAAUGAAAUAUCCAGCCAUACUGUUUAUACAAGUCUCAUUGUUACUAGAUACACAGUCCAUAAUCAGUCGCGAUACAUCUAGUACUUUCUGCAUCGUUACGCAACCAUUAAGUACAAUUUACCAGGAGGAUUAAAUUCCAGCCACAAAUAGCGACAGAAAUAGCCAUAACAAUUAAUGCAACUACAUCCCAAAGGAAUGUUUAAUCAAUAAACUGGUCCAUAUUAAUGGUACAUACAUGUACACCGCCCUCUAAGAACUGGUGCGUAUGUAUGUAUCAAGAGUAACUAUGUGAUGUCAAUCAAGUAUAGCAACAAAAUAACAAAUAUGGCUGAAUGUUUACUUUUUCCCCUACAAAUGUUCUUAACUUUUCUGUGAAGCUUAAAAGCUGUAGCUAGAACGAGGUAUCUAAGGUAGCUAUAGUGAGAUAUCACAGGUAAGCAAGGUGGAAAUAGUAUAACCAUAGCAAGAUCUCAGUCACAGUCGGAUAGAGAUUGUAAUUCUAGGUAGACCUCAUUUAGGGCGAGGUUGGAAAGGUUGCACAUUUCUUUGUUUCUUAGGUUUAAUUGAGUGUAAAGGUUUUGCAUCCAAUCUUGUUCAAGAUAUCCUCAGUGUUCUUCUUCAUGAAGAAGGGGAUAGUUAGGUCACUUUACUGUUGUAAAGUUCAUGAUGUAUUCAAGUCUAUUUUCGAGAGAGGAAGGUUGACUUUAAACGUAUGGGAACAAAACAGCACAAUAUCGACAAAAAAUCUGUUAAAUUAUUGAAGUUUUUAACUGUUCCAUCACUAGACCUUUACAAAGUUGUUCAAUACUCAAAAUUUUAAAUCUUCCAGUUGAAAUGUAAAAAUUAAAAACUAAAUAAAAAAGACAACUGUUGAUCUAUUGUGUAAUAGGGGUGUCACCUCGACACAUGGAUAUAUAUAAUGCACCUGUAAUGACCAUAUCAAGACUUCUAUACACAUAGAUUACAUGAUAGUAUAGAAUAUUUGGUCACUAGUAUAGGCCUCUAUAAAUGUGUGCUACCUGUGCUUGUAACAGUUCCAAGGCAAUCUUACCAGUCCAAAUUGAAGUCAACAGAAGAAUAAUAGAUCAACUUAUGUUGUUCUUAACAAUUGUACCGAGAUUAAAUGCAUCUUCCCAUUUGUCAACCUUCCUUUCAUUUCGCAAAGAAUGCCAAGUUAAAAAUUUGUCUUCCUCAUUCCUCUGGACUAUCUUGUCAUUUAUUUAAACAUACUCAUGCAAAAUCAGGAAAAAACAAAUACAAUGUUUCUAUGUAUGAUUUUUUCCUGAAUUUUAAGAGAUUGUUACAAGUUUUAGCUGUCGUGAAUACAAAAAGUACACACCAAUUUAUAAAUCUAUGUAUGUUUGAAAUGUAUGUAUAAUAAAUGGUGCUUUUUAAAUUUUAUUAAAAUUUGAUCAAUCUUUAGUGGAUAGAUUCUGCUUGCUCUUUUUCGCUGCCAAAAUUCUUUGUAGAAUUAACAUAUAUAUAUUAUGUAGUGUUUUCAUUGCAAUUUCAUCUCUGGUCUAACAUAAUAUGAAUAAACCUAUUUUAAAACAAUCA